Cuscuta campestris is the source of this 2220-nucleotide messenger RNA. NCBI's taxonomy places the organism in Eukaryota, Viridiplantae, Streptophyta, Magnoliopsida, Solanales, Convolvulaceae. The record is from the annotation of a GenBank genome assembly.
CGCAAAAUCUCGCGGUGUGAAACCGAAAAAAAAAUGUGGGAGAAAUUGGAGGUCUCCUAGGAAGGAACUGCGCAGGUUCGGGAGGCCAAAAUCGACCAUCUCACCCACGAGUACGAACUCUUAUCAAUGAAGGAAAACGAGAAGAUUGAGGAAAUGUUUGAGAUGUUCUCUAACAUCAUUAAUCCUCUCAACCUUCUCGGGAAGACAUACACCGACCGAGAACUUGUAAGAAAGGUUCUACGAAGCUUAUCCCCAAAAUGGCGUUCAAUGGUGGACGCAAUUGAAGAAGGUCGUGACUUCCAAACAACGACCUAUGAUGCUCUUCGUGGUAAUCUCAUUACCUACGAAACCACCCAACUCUCAAAGGUGGUUGAAGAGAAGAGCAAGAGGUAUAUUGCUCUACCCGCAACAACAUCAUCCCACAACAACGUUGAUGAUGAAGAUGAUGACACCGACGACAUCGACCUUGGACUCUUCGUCCGAAAAUUCAAGAAGAUGAUGCUCAAUAGGGGAGCAAAGAAGAACACUCCACCCAAGUGCUAUGGGUGUGGUGAAAUUGGACACAUCAAACCAAUGUGUCCAAAGCUCAAGAACGAGAAGGACAAGAGGGCACCAAAGAAGCAACGUGCCUACAUUUCUUGGGAGAACGACGGCUCCGGGAGUGAAGACUCGGAAACGGAGGAAGUGGCCAACCUAUGUCUCAUGGCCAUUGAGGAUAGUGAAACAUCAAAAGAGGCCUAUAGAGUGUUUAAUAAACGCACCUUAACUAUUGAGGAGUUCCCUCAUGUUGUGUUUUCCGAAGAUAAUACUCGCUUGGCGAGAAAGGCUAUUUGUGAUGAUCUUGCAGAUUCACUUGAAAGAAUACACAUUGAAGACGAUGAGGAAGACACGCCAUUAUACACCAACCCACAACCACAACCUGAGAAAACACCUCAAGUGAUGGUCGAAAAUGAGGAUCAAGCGGACGAAGAAGAACACAAGGAAGCCCAGGAACAAGAGGAAACUGAGCUUCCCAUUGCUUGGAGAACGAACAAGAACCAUCCACUUGACCAGGUAAUCGGCAGCAUCAACCGCGGGAGGAACGAUGUCCGAGCCCGACGGAUGUUCUACAACAUUCGCCUUUUCCCCUCCACUUCUUCUAGCAAGCCCUUCCUCUCUGAUUCUCAACCGUGUGAGCAGUUGCUAAAGGUUUAUCUCCGUUCUUUUGAGCUUGAGGUCGGCUUGGAAGUCUUCCCACGACCGGGGAAGUUUGUGGAUGAUGGCUGCCACUUGGAAGGCCUCGCUGACGCCUACUUUUUCUUCAUUGCAUUUGUUGAAGAUUACCGUAAGCUCCUCAGCCUGGGCGACAACAGAUUUGCUGUCGACCAUCUUGUAGUCCAACAUCUUCCCGACAUUGAACUUCUUCGUUCCAGCAUCUUCAGCUUGAUACUUCUUGUUCAAGCUAUUCCAAAGCUCUUUUGCAAGCUUAGCACUGGCAUAGACGGGGUACAACGUAUCUCCCAGCCCUUCAAGAAUAAUAUUGAUGGCGAGAUAGUUGUUGUGGUACCACGUUUGGUUCACCAUCGCCACAAGGGGGUCGUUGGCUUCAUUGGGCUGGGGGGAUCUUGCUGCAGGUACUCAGCAAAUCCCAGGACGGUCAAAAAGAACAUCAUCUUUUGUUGCCACAUUUUGAAGUUCGUGCCAUUGAACUUCGGUGGCCUUUGGACCGAGCUAGCGAACACUGAGAUAGCCCCAACUGCAUUGGGCGUAUGGAGGAAAGGCCCGUUGCUCGCCCAAUGGGGUCUAACAAACGGAUUGACCGGUGCGGGGAAACCCGCUUUCGGUCCAAAGUUGACCGUCGAGGCCGAAGCCAUGGUCAGUCCGACAAACGGGUUCGAAUUGCUGACGAGGUAAUCCCCCGUGGUUUCGAGUCCGGGAGUGGAUCGAGGGGCUGACCCGAAGAUCGAGCUCGGCAUCGAGAAUGACGUCAUGGUGGAGGCCCCCACACUUGACCCGAAGGGCAGCAGUGAGGAAGGCACAACCAUGGCAACCGAGGAGGUUUCGACCGGAGCUUCGGAAUUCAUUCCGUUGCCGGAGGAACCCGCGAUGCCGAAUCCGAACUCCAUAAUACUACCUUAAGAUUGUUGAAUAUUACAGCGGGAAAAAUAAAACAAAAUUAAUCCGAACUUAUAAUACGUUCGGAUUUUACAACGAAAAAGAAAAGAAAAAGUUGGAGUUCUU